GCGAUAACGCUUGCAGUGUCCAUCUCUAGCUGACCCGAUAACAUCGAUGAGCAGCGACAGAAAAAUAAGAAUUAAAGAAUGAGCCUAAAUUACGAACAAAAUGCAGCAGACGAGCAAUUCGCCCGGGCGCACAAGGCAGUUAGUCUGUCGGACGACGAGGAGAGCGAAGGCCUAGGAGAAUCCACAUCUUCCCGGGCUCAGGGAACAUCUGCUGUCAGUAAACCAGGCCAGGAGUUCUACGAUGAGCCGGGCGGGAAAGGUGAAGCAAGUGGUGGUAACGAUGAUGAGGAGGAGCAGGAAGCGGAAACUGCUGGAGGAGCGGCCAACACACAUGUGGUGGCCAACCACUACAACGAGCUGAAGGAGGCGGGCCGCAAGGAUCGCCAGAAGUCGAAGAUCUUCUUCAUGCGCAACUUCAACAACUGGAUCAAGAGCCAGCUGAUUAACGAGUACAUGUCGCAGAUCAAGCAGCAGAAACGCAUGGGCGAUGCUUUGAGGGUUCUGGACAUGUGCUGCGGAAAGGGCGGUGACCUCCUGAAAUGGGAGAAAGCGUCCAUUUCGCACCUCAUCUGCACAGACAUCGCCGAGGUGUCCGUGGAGCAGUGCCAGCGGCGGUAUCAGGACAUCCUGCAGCGAGCCGAAAAGUCCAAGUUCGCCAAUAAGUUCACCGCGGAGUUCUUUGCCUGCGACUCCACGUUAGUACGCCUGCGGGAAAGGUAUAAGGACCCCUCGCUGCAGCUGAAUCUCGUGUCCUGCCAGUUUGCCUUUCACUAUUGUUUUGAGUCCAUGGCGCAGGCGGAUUGCAUGAUGCGAAAUGCAGCGGAGUGCCUGAAACCGGGAGGUUUCUUCAUAGCCACCAUGCCAGAUGCUUACGAAAUCAUCCGAAGGUUAAGGGCAGCCGGUCCAGAUGCCCGGCGCUUUGGCAACGAUGUGUACAGCAUUGAGUUCGACUGUGAAACAGAUCCACUGCCCUUUUUCGGGGCCAAGUAUCAGUUUCACCUGGAGGGCGUCGUCGAUUGUCCCGAGUUCUUGGUGCAUUUCCCCACGCUGAUCAAGCUGGGCAGGAAGUACGGUCUGCAGCUGUUAAGGCGCUCCACAUUUGCGGAUUACUACAAGGAAAGUCUGCCCCACGGUAAACACCUCUUGCAGCGCAUGUCCGGCUUAGAGUCGGUUCAGGCCCAGCGUUGCGAAAACGAUGAACAGUUCGCCCACUUGCGGAACUUGCAGGGAUCACAGCGCGGGCGGCCGUUAGGCACCCUCUCAAAAUCGGAGUGGGAAGCAGCAACACUUUAUUUGGUUUGUGCCUUCAAAAAAUGCAAAAACACCUGGGAUACCAAUGGCAAACCUUUAUUUGAGUUUGACGACUGAUAACUGCCAAAAAUUUGCGUGUUAUAGGUUAUAUUUCUGUACCCAUGGCCCAACUCUUUUAAGGAUCAUACUCGAAAGCAUGAACAGAUUAUUGGUUGCUUAAAUGAUUAGUUCUUAAAGUAAAUUUUGUAAUAUUAAAGAAAUGAAUGUGUUCAUAGGUUUCAUUUUAAACUUACUGUAAAAUUUUAAAUUGGUUCACACAAAAACUUUAUUGUUCAAUUUAGCUUAAAUAUAACAACUGAACAGCAAAUACAAUUUUUUUAUUGUUUAUGUUUACAAUACAAAAACAACAAUCUAUUUUAUACAAAAAUAAAUUUUUUUACCUUACAUUUUUUCAAAGCCUAUGAAUGCGCAUAUGUAUCAAAUUUGUGUGUGUCAAUAGUUAAAGAUAUAAAAUUUAAUACUACGUCGGUUUUUAUUGUUUGGAGUGUGUACUGGUAGUUAAGAAAUUGUGAAAAUACCUUUGAAUAUUUUAUACGUAUACAGGAUAAGAAAGACACAUAUAAAACACUCUU
Drosophila rhopaloa is the source of this 1883-nucleotide messenger RNA. RefSeq names its product mRNA cap guanine-N7 methyltransferase (gene Rnmt). Bases 79 to 1368 code for a protein of 429 amino acids. Gene Ontology annotation, biological process: 7-methylguanosine mRNA capping. The transcript is spliced from 2 exons. The record is from RefSeq and is a predicted model, not a curated record. Gene Ontology annotation, cellular component: nucleus. Lineage: Eukaryota; Metazoa; Arthropoda; Insecta; Diptera; Drosophilidae. Gene Ontology annotation, molecular function: mRNA 5'-cap (guanine-N7-)-methyltransferase activity.